CGAGCCGGAGCCCCGCAGCCGCGCCGCGCCGCCCAGCCGAGGGGCCCCGGCCGGCCCGGGGGGAGCCCCUGAGGGGGAGCCGGGGCCGCCAGCACCGCCCGCCGCCCUCCCCCGGGCGGCUCCCGCAGGCCGCAGCCCCCGGGGCCCGGCCCGGCCGCGGGAGUCGCUGCGGCGCUGCCCGCGGCCUCGGCCCUGGCAGCGGCAGGAUUUGGGACUGGAAAUUGCCAUGGAAUUCCCGAGCUUUUAGGAUUUCCCUGGAAAAUCCCAAAUUUUCCAUGAGCCAGCCCUCACCUCCACAAUUCCCAGGUGCUCCGUAGGCUCCACCAUGAGCGGCCUCGGCGACGGCGGCGCCGACCCGGCGGGAACCGAGUGCCGGAAACGCCGCGGGUCCCCCGGAGAGCCCGCCCAGAGCGCGGAGAAGCGGCGGCGGGAGCAGGAGCAGCGCUACCUGGCCGAGCUGGCCGAGCUGCUCUCGGCCAACCUGGGCGAGCUCGACUCGCUCGGGGCCAAGCCCGAGCAGGGGCAGAUCCUGAAAAAAACCGUGGACCAGAUCCAGCAGAUCAAACGCCUGGAGCAGGAAAAAACGACGGAUGACGACGUGCAGAAGUCGGACAUCUCCUCGAGCAGCCAGGGCGUCAUCGAGAAGGAGUCGCUGGGGCCGCUCCUGCUCGAGGCCCUGGACGGGUUCUUCUUCGUGGUGAACCGCGAGGGGCGGAUCGUGUUCGUGUCGGAGAACGUGACGGGCUACCUGGGCUACGGGCAGGAGGAGCUGAUGAACUCCAGCGUGUACAGCAUCCUGCACGUGGGCGACCACGCCGAGUUCGUCAAGAACCUGCUCCCCAAAUCCCUGGUGAACGGGGUGCCGUGGCCGCAGGAGCCGUCGCGGCGGGGCAGCCACACCUUCCAGUGCCGCAUGCUGGUGCGGCCGCCGGACGAGGCGGGCGCGGAGCAGGCGGAGCUGCGGCAGCGCUACGAGGCCAUGCAGUGCUUCACCGUCAGCCAGCCCCGCGCCUUCCAGGAGGAGGGGGAAGAUUUCCAGUCGUGUCUGAUCUGCAUCGCCCGGAGGUUGCCGCGCCCGGCCGCCCCGGCCCCGACCGAGUCCUUUGUCACCAAGCAGGACACCACAGGAAAAAUCAUCUCCAUCGACACCAGCUCGCUGCGCGCCGCCGGCCGGACGGGCUGGGAGGAUCUGGUGCGGAAAUGCAUCUACGCCUUCUUCCAGCCCCAGGGCCGCGAGCCCUCCUACGCCAAGCAGCUCUUUCAGGAAGUGAUGACGCGGGGCACGGCCUUCAGCCCCUCGUACCGCUUCACGCUGAGCGACGGCUCCGUGCUGAGCGCCCACACCAAGUGCAAGCUCUGCUACCCCUCGAGCCCGGAGCUGCAGCCCUUCAUCAUGGGCAUCCACGUCAUCGACAGGGAUCACGGAAUUCUCUCCCCCCAGGACGCCCCCGGGCCGGGCCUGGCCCUUCCCAGGGUGAAUCCCAACGUUUCUCCGGCGCCGGGAAUGGCGCUGCCGCCUUCCCUCCCUCCAUCCAACGGCUCCGUCAUGGCCGCGCCCUCCCCUCACCCCGGCAAUUCCACCUCGGGCCAAGGGAAUUUCGGGAAUCCUCUGGGAUCCAACGUUGCCUUAAGCCAAACUCCCGGGAAUUCCCACCCUUUAUCCCACGGCAGCUCCCCCAUGAACAGCCCCGGAAUUCCGGUGCCGCAAUUCCUGUCGCCGCGGCACCGCAGCAGCCCGGGCUUGAUUCCCAGAUCCCGAGCUCCUCCCGGCAAUCCCUUCUCGCCAGCCAUGCACUCCCCGGCUUCCUCCUCCUCUUCCUCAUCCUCAUCCUCCUCCUCGUCCUCUGGGAAUUCCCGGCCUUUUCCCAACGCUCCCGUCACCGCCGCGCUUCCGGAGCCUCCGGCAAAUCCGGGAUUUUUGAGGCAGCCAAGCUCCCAAAACUCUCCCGGCCGCGUCGGCGGCAAAUCCGACGCCAAGGACGGCAAGGAGAUCUCUUCCAUCCUGGGCGAGAUGAUCCAAGGGGACUCCGACAAAACCUCGGAGCCGGGAAUUCCGCACGCAUCCGAGGGAGGCGACGCCGCCGGGAAGUGUCCCCAGGGCACGAGCCACCGGCUGGUGCAGCUGCUGGCCAGCACGGCCGAGCAGCAGCUGCGGCACCACCACGCCGACGCCGACACCAGCUCCAAGGAUUCCUUGGUGUGCGCCGGCGUUCCCGGGAAUUCCGUGCCGGCUCCGUCCUGCCCGUCCUCGCACAGCUCGCUGACGGAGCGCCACAAAAUCCUGCACCGCCUGCUGCAGGAGGGCAGCCCCUCCGACAUCCCCGGCCUGGCCUCCUGCGAGGACAAGAAGGAGAAUUCCGGCGGGAAUUGCGGCGGCGGGAAUGCCGGGAUGGCGGAGGCGGAGAAGAAGAAGGAAUCCAAGGAUCACCAGCUGCUGCGGUACCUGCUGAAUAAGGACGAGAAGGAGGCGGCGGCGCCGGCCGCGCUCAGCCUGGACGACGUCAAGGUCAAGGUGGAGAAGGGCGAGGCGGCCGAGCCGUGUCCGGCCGCUCCGGCCGCCGUUCCCAAAAUUCCCGCCGGCGACGAGGUCAAGAUGGAGGCGCCGGGACAGUUCUCAGCCGAGCUGGAGCAGCUGGAUCAGCUCCUCCCUUCCCUGGAGAAGGCGGCGCCGAUUCCCGGGAUCUGCGGCCCCGACAGGAGCGACCCCCCCCUGCAGCCCAGCACCGCCCCCAGGGCCCCCUCAGGGCUGCCGGAGCUGGAGGUGGGCGUGGCCGAGCCCGGCCUGGCUGUGCCGGAGCCGCUGCCCUGGGCCGACCCCGCCCUGGCCAAGAGCAACGAGCUGGAGGAGCUGCUGCUGCUGCCGCCGGGCAGCGCCGAGGGCCGCAGCGAGGAGAAGGCGCUGCUGGAGCAGCUGGUGACCUUCCUGAGCGGGAGGGACGAGACCGAGCUGGCCGAGAUCGACCGGGCCCUGGGCAUCGACAAACUCGUGCAGGGCGGCGCCCUGGACGCUCUCCCCGAUCGCUUCCAGCCCCACCCGGCCCCGGCUCCGCCUCCCCCGCUGCUCCUGGAGCCCAAACCCGGCAUCUUCUCCCAGCCCUUCCCUCCUUCCUCCUCCUCCUCCUCCUCCUCCUCCUCCUCCUCCUCCUCGGCCUCUCCCGCCGCCUUCCCGGCCGUGCUGCGCCAGAAGCCGCCCUUCGGCGCCCUCCCUCCUCCUCCUCCUCCUCCUCCUCCCGCUCCUCCUGCUCCUCCUGGUGCUGCCGUGGGGGCUCGUGGAACGUUCCAGAACAGCCCCGGGGCCGCCCUGGGCAUGGCCCGGCCGGGGCUCGGCCGCCCCCCGAGCGCCCCCAACCAGCUCCGGCUGCAGCUGCAGCAGCGCCUGCAGGGCCAGCAGCAGUUGCUGCAGCAGAACCGCCAGGCGGCGCUGCUGGGACACUUCGGGCCGCCCGUGGGGCUCUCGCUGCGCGCCGGGAUCCCGCAGCAGCAGCAGCCGCAGCCCCCCCUGAACGCUCAGAUGCUGGCGCAGCGGCAGCGGGAGCUCUACAGCCAGCAGCACCGCCAGCGGCAGCUGAUGCAGCAGCGCGCGCUCCUCAUGCGCCAGCAGCAGCAGCAGCAGCAGCAGCAGCAGCAGCAGCAGAAUUUCGGGAAUUCCCCCCUGGGCACCCCCCUGGGGACCCCCCUGGGCACCCCCCGGCUGCCGCAGGGCCCGGCGCAGCAGCAGUUCCCGUUCCCGCCCGCCUACGGUACGAGCGGCGCUGCCGGAGCCGCCUUCGGCAGCCCCGAGGCGGCGCUGGGGAGCCGCGGGGGCCUCGGCGGCCGCGCCGCGAUGGGAACGGCGGCGGCGGGAGCGGGAGCGCCCUUCGGAGCCGGCAUGGGCCCGGCCGGGAUGCAGCAGAACCUCUUCCAGUACCCGGGGGCAGGGCUGGGCCAGCAGAGCGAUCCGUCGGGAUUCGCGCCGGCGCUCAGCCCCGGCAGCCCCCUGGUGUCGCCGCAGCUGCCGCCGGCGCCGCCCGCGCCCGGCUACCAAUCGCCGGAGCUGAAAUCCUGGCAGGCCGGGAACGUCGGGAAUAACGGCGUUUUCGGCCCGGCGGGCGCGGCGGCGGCGCCGGCGGCUCCGCAGGGGAUGUACAACAACAUGAGCAUCACCGUCUCCAUGGCCGGCCCCGGCGUUCCCGGCCCCGGCAUUCCCGGCUCCGGCGUUCCCGGCGCCAUUCCCGGCUCCGGCGUUCCCGGCUCCGGCGUUCCCGGCGGCUCCGGCGUUCCCGGCGGCGUUCCCGGCAUGGGCGCCAUGGGCGGCGGCAUUCCCAUGAAUCCCGUCAUGGCCGGCAUCAACUCCAUGUGCUCGGAGCAGGUCCCGGAGGCGGCGCUGAGGCCCCCAGGGCUCUACUGCAGCCAGCUGGGCCCCGCGGAGCUGCUCAAGGCCGAGCCCGACGGCGCCCAGGUGCAGCAGGUCCAGGUGUUCGCCGACGUCCAGUGCACGGUGAAUCUGGUGGGAGAUCCCUACCUCAACGCGCCGGCUCCGUUGGCCAAUCCCAAAAAUCCUCCUCCUCCUCCUCCUCCUCCGCCGGGACAAGGGAAGAGCCUCCUCCAGCAGCUGCUGACGGAAUAAAACCCGGAAUGUUGAAAACUUCCCCCCUCCAAAAAAAAAAAAAACCCCAAAAAAAACUCAAAAAAUGGACACAAAUAAUAAGAGAGAGAGGAAAUUA
Messenger RNA from Haemorhous mexicanus (house finch), 4703 nucleotides. It is a transcript of the gene NCOA1, whose product is annotated as nuclear receptor coactivator 1. Lineage: Eukaryota; Metazoa; Chordata; Aves; Passeriformes; Fringillidae. Gene Ontology annotation, biological process: cellular response to hormone stimulus; positive regulation of transcription by RNA polymerase II. The coding region runs from base 326 to 4606 and encodes 1426 amino acids. Gene Ontology annotation, cellular component: nucleus. The transcript is spliced from 21 exons. Gene Ontology annotation, molecular function: nuclear receptor binding; protein dimerization activity. The record is from RefSeq and is a predicted model, not a curated record.